CGUUCCGUCCAAGCUUCCUCCGCCAGGAUGCGCUUCAAAGCGUCAAUCCAAAAUAUCUCGAUAUUUACCAAACUUACCGCGUCGCUGAACUCGCUGGGCAACUUUGCGUGGGUCAAGCUCAGCGACAACCAGGUCUGCUUCACGAUCAUUCCGGAGCAGGGUACACAAGUCUGGGCUGUUCUAUCGAUCGACUCCAUUUUCGAGGUCUACAACAUCCAAUCCGCCGCCAACAAUGUGGUAAACCUCGAAGUCCCCCUCGCCUCUCUCACCAGCGCCCUCCGAUCCGCCCUCCAAGCCACCUCUGCCUCAAUACGCCUCACGAAGAAGGACAACAUCCCCCUCCUCGCCCUUACCAUCAUCACGACCUCAUCCAUAAACCCACGCGGCGCAAUCAGCACAACAGGCAGCAGUCAGGAAGAAGGCGCCUUCGGCAAUGGCUACGAGGAGUCUGCCUUUGGCCGCGAGCGCGAAACCAUCGUGACUCAAGAGAUCCCCGUGAAGGUGCUGAGCGCCGACUCGGUGUCCGGCCUGCACGAGCCACGCUGCCGCGAGCCAGACGUCCACAUCAUGUUACCCCCGCUGGCGCAGAUCAAGGGCAUUAGUGACCGGUUCACGAAGCUAGCGUCCGUCGGGGCGAAGGCAGGUGCGGGAUUGACGGCGGCGAAUGCGCCUCGCUCGCGGCUAGAGCUGUCUGCCAAUAUGCACGGGUGCUUGAAGCUGAGCAUCCGGACGGACGCGAUGAACAUUAGCAGCGUGUGGACGGGGUUGACGAACCCCGAGCUCGAUCCGAGUCAGGUGCAAGGAGGGGAGGAGGGCAUUGCGGAGCAUCCCAGCACGCGGAUGAAGGCGCUCGGGAGUGCAGACGGGCGCAGCGACGAAGGUUGGGCAACUGUUCGGAUUGAUGGUCGAGACUGGGGGAAAGUUAUGUCAGUUGGACGUCUGGGUGGCAGAGUCAUUGCAUGCUUCUGCCAUGAACACGCAUUGAUCCUCUACGUCUAUCUUCCGAAUGACAAUGAAGGGGAGGACGAGUCAGUGUUGACGUACUACAUGAGCUCCUACAGCGCUUAGCUAGCGAAGCGCCGCAAAUCACUACGACUAGGUAAUGAGAUUUCUUGGCAGCAUUUCUCUCCAAUCUAUGGAACGACGGAACGACGAUGAAAAGAUGACCUAUAGCCGGCAUCGGUCCAGGACCCUUAAUGAUAUCCAAAACAAAAUAAGGAAGUAUAAGGUACUACUUUCAUCCUGGCGUAAUACUACCCCAAAGUGUCAUACCCUUCGCAGCAUAUUCCACCGGCUUCCCCCAGCAUGCCCUCGUAGAGACACAUUCCGGCCCCCAAACACCCGCGCCACACUCCCGCGCAACGACGUCAAAGACACCAGCCCCCACAGUCUGCCUUAACACUCCAAAUAAACGGACGCACACAAGAGCCUCCUAAAGUCUAGUCACGAUAAGGUUGCAAGUGGCUGGUUCACUACACCAACCAACCAAGGUUCCAGUGCACCGCCACCACUCCGUGACCUUUGGCGGCACAGCACGGCCCACUCAUCGCGUA
This is a messenger RNA of Mytilinidion resinicola, 1553 nucleotides long. RefSeq names its product Hus1-like protein. Gene Ontology annotation, biological process: double-strand break repair via homologous recombination; mitotic DNA replication checkpoint signaling; nucleotide-excision repair. The coding region runs from base 28 to 1068 and encodes 346 amino acids. NCBI's taxonomy places the organism in Eukaryota, Fungi, Ascomycota, Dothideomycetes, Mytilinidiales, Mytilinidiaceae. Gene Ontology annotation, cellular component: checkpoint clamp complex; nucleolus; site of double-strand break. The transcript has 6 exons. The record is from RefSeq and is a predicted model, not a curated record.